AUGGACCGAAGAAAGGAAGAGUUAGCUAAGAAGCGAGCAAAAUUGAUUGAACUACGUAAAGUGAGGGAAGACAGGCAGAGGGCCCUCGCUACGCAACAAGAAACACUCUCAACUAACCGCGGGCAACCCGAAGACAUUCACGACCUUGUUGAUAAUCUCCUUAACGAUAAAAAGGAUGACAAGCGUUCGGUCAUUCCUUCAGCGAAUGCCUUAGUCGGAGAGUCUGAUAGUGCUGGGAGUGACAGGGCUGGGAGUGACAGGGCCGGGAGUGACAGGGAGACGCGCAUAGCAGGACUAAGUAAAUUAAUUUUAACCGGUGUGGCUAGACAAGGAUCUAAUGGGGUCGGAGGCGGUCUCACUAGCGUCCCACAAAGUCCGCAAGUACCUAGCAGCGGAUCGCGGUUCAUACCAGAACUCUCCACGUUUGAGUCUGUAUUGCUUGACAUUGCUCCAAAGGAAGUAGUCUUCUACGACAAAAAAGUCCAAACAGUUGAAUCUUCGACCGACCCUCCGCCGCCAUCGGAGAAAGAGAUUCGGGAGAAGAUAGAAAAGGAGCUUGAGAAAAAAGAACAACAACGACGGGAGCAGCUUGAAGAGGAGAAUGCGAGGGCUGAGGCUGCGAGGGAGAGGGCAGCUAGAGCUAGAGAUCUCAGUGAAGAACAAAGAAAGAAAAUAGUACAAUCAUCCGAGUUUGUGGAAUUUGUCGAACAUUCUACGAAGAUUAUUGAACGUGCUCUUAAUGAUGAAUAUAAUUUCAUGAAAGAUUACUCUACUCAGGACGAAGACGCUGGGGAAACUGGCAACAGAGUGAAGUAUAUCUGCUCUUUCUUUGACGAUCGAUGGAAUAAAUCGAGGGCAACACGAUCUGUUACGGAUGUUAAUUGGUCUCAUAAGUUCCCGGAACUCUGUGUCGCAUCCUAUAACAAAAAUUCGAUAGCAACUAACGAACCAGACGGUCUAGUUCUUGUCUGGAAUUUGCAUUUAUUGGAUAGACCAGAGUACACGUUUCACUCACAGUCUGACGUCUUAACGACGAUGUUCUCUCCAUUCCAUCAUAAUCUUGUUAUUGGCGGUACUUACUCAGGACAAGUGGUCAUCUGGGAUACCCGAGCAAGAUCCCUCCCUGUCCUUAAGACACCACUUUCUUCCAACGGUCAUACACACCCAGUGUAUUCGAUGCAGGUGGUUGGAACUCAAAAUGCACAUAACCUUAUAACGGCUUCUACCGAUGGGUUAGUGUGUUCGUGGCAGUUGGACAUGCUUGCUCAACCGCAAGAAACUUUGGAGUUGGUGCAUCCAAACCAUAACAAGACCGAUGAAGUCUCUGUUACGGCGCUUGGAUUCCCCGAUAACGAGACGACAGCAUUCUGGGUCGGAACGGAAGAGGGAAAUGUAUAUCAAGCUAAUCGGUUUGAUAGGGCUGGCAGCAAGGCUGGAAUAAAUCCAUAUGAUUUCUAUAAGGGUCAUUGGGGACCAGUAACAGGACUUCAAUUUCAUCCGCUCGUUGGUCCGGUUGAUUUCUCUGAUCUCUUCCUCACUUCUAGCGUCGACUGGACGGUCAAACUCUGGCGUGCCAAAUCAAGCGCCAAAACCGCAACCGCGCAACAGACAAUCUCACCCAUACAUUCGUUCGAGGGUGCUGAUGAUUACGUCUAUGAUGUUAAGUGGUCACCGAGACACCCUGCUCUAUUUGCGAGUGUUGAUGGAACCGGCAAGUUUAGCUUGUGGAAUCUAAACAUUGAUACUGAAGUCCCCAUUGUGGGAGUAGCGGUUGGGAGCGGAAAGGCUUUGAAUAAGAUUCAGUGGGACAAAGACGGAAGGAAGGUCGCCAUUGGGUCUUCGGACGCUAGAGUGCAUGUUUACGAUGUUGGAGAGCUUGGAAACGCCCGGUCGGAUGAGUCGCUCAAUCUGCAGAGAGUCAUUUCAGACAUGACUGCUAAAUGA
Paraglomus brasilianum is the source of this 1944-nucleotide messenger RNA. The record is from the annotation of a GenBank genome assembly. Lineage: Eukaryota; Fungi; Glomeromycota; Glomeromycetes; Paraglomerales; Paraglomeraceae.